Fundulus heteroclitus (mummichog) is the source of this 5335-nucleotide messenger RNA. Its product is annotated as oocyte zinc finger protein XlCOF6. The transcript has 3 exons. The record is from RefSeq and is a predicted model, not a curated record. Bases 47 to 2020 code for a protein of 657 amino acids. NCBI's taxonomy places the organism in Eukaryota, Metazoa, Chordata, Actinopteri, Cyprinodontiformes, Fundulidae.
GGAGGAGACUGAUAGCAGCUUUCCAUUAACUGCUGCUCCUAUCAACAUGUCGCCUGCUGAUAUUAAAGAGGAGGUCGCUGAAGAAAAGAAUCCUGGUGUGGACCAGCAGGAAAUGGAGCUUUUCUACAUAAAGGAGGAAAGUGAAACAAUCUGGGUCAGCCAGGAAGGAGAGACACUAAAUUUGAAGCAAGAUACUGAAGACUCCAGGUUUCUAUCAACUGUUGAUAAUAUGAAGAUUGAAGAGGAUGAAGAGAAACCUCAAUUUGCGUACUUUCAUCAACAGCUAAUAGAAGUCAGAGAUUUUCCAAUCAGUACUUCAUCUGACUAUAUAAAGGGAAAAAUUAAAGAGGGGCUCUCAAAUGUGGAUUCCAUGAACAAAGUUCUUGAAGUUGGUAGUAAAAAUGUUAAUAUGAAGAAAAAUCUAAAGAAAAUCAAAGUCCACCCCAGAGAAAAAGCCUUUGGUUGUGAUGUUUGUGUAAAAACAUUUUACAAAAAGUCAAUUUUAAAAGAACACUUAAGAACCCACAAGGGAGAAAAACCGUUUGGUUGCGAUCCCUUUCUUGAAAAUGUUUCCCAUAAGUCUGGCUUAAAUACACACAUGAGAAUCCACACAGGCGAGAAACCUUUUGGUUGUGAUACAUGUGAUAAAAGAUUUUCCAAGAAGUCUAAUUUAAAAAGACACAUGGGAAUCCACACAGGGGGACAAAAAUCUUUUAGUUGUGACGCAUGUGGGAGAAGAUUUAUGAACAGAUCACAUUUAAAAAGACACAUGGGAUACCACAUGGGAGAAAAACCUUUUAGUUGUGAUACAUGUGGUAAAAUAUUUUCCAAUAAGUCAAAUUUGAAAAGACACAUUGGAAUCCACACAGAAGAGAAACAUUUUACUUGUGAUACUUGUGAUCAAAGAUUUACCAACAGGGCAGAAUUAAAAAAACACAUGAGAAACCACAUGGAAGAAAAACCUUUUGGUUGUGUUGCAUGUGAUGAAAGAUUUACUGACAAAUCAGACUUAAAAACACACACGAUAAUCCACACAGGAGGGAAACCUUUUGUCUGUGAUGUAUGUGGGAAAAGAUUUUCUCUCAAGUCAUAUUUAAAAAUUCAUAUGAGAAUCCACACAGGAGAAAAACCUUUUGGUUGUGAUGUAUGUGGGAGAACAUUUUCCCAGAAGUCACAAUUAAAAAGACACAUGGGAAACCACAUGGGACAAAAACCUUUUGGUUGUGAUGCAUGUGGUAAGAGAUUUACAGAUAAAUCAGGCUUAAAUAGACACACGAUAAUCCACACUGGAGAGAAACCUUUUCAUUGCAAUGUGUGCAGUAAAAGAUUUACAGACAAAUCUUACUUAAAUAGACACAUGAGAAUCCACACAGGAGAGAGACCUUUUGAUUGUGAUGCUUGUGGUAAAACAUUUACCCACAAGUCAGAAUUAAAAAAACACAUGGGAAACCACAUGGAAGAAAAACCUUUUGCAUGUGAUGCAUGUGGUAAAAGAUUUGCAGAUAAGUCAGGCUUAAAUAAACACAUGAGAAUCCACAAAGGAGAGAAACCUUUUUGUUGUGAUGAAUGUGGUAAAAGGUUUAUUGACAAUUCGGACUUAAAAACACACAUGAUAAUCCACACAGGAGAGAAGGCUUUUGGUUGUGAUGCAUGUGGGAGAACAUUUUCCCUCAAGUCAUAUUUAAGAAUUCACAUGAGAAUCCACACAGGAGAAAAACCUUUUCGUUGUGAGACAUGUGGGAGAAGAUUUUCCCUUAAGUCGUAUUUAAAAACUCACAUCCGAACGCACACAGGAGAAAAACCUUUCUGUUGUGAUGCAUGCGGGAGACGAUUUUCCCAGAAGUCACAAUUAAAUAAACAUAUUGGAAGCCACAUGGGAGAAAAACCUUUUGCUUGUGAUGCAUGCAGUAAAAGAUUUAGAGAUAAGUCAGGCUUAAAUAGACACAUGAAAAUCCACACAGGAGAGAAACAUUUGGUUGUGAUGGAUGCAGUAAAAGGUUUACCAACUAGUCAGACUUAAACAUACACAAGAAUCCUCAUGGUACAGAAACCUUAUGAUUGUGACGCAUGUGGUAAAAGAUUUACCAACAAGUCAGCAUUUUAGUGCAUUCCAUUUGUCCUCGGUAGCCUGGAUUCACAACGUCCAGGUUGGAAAUUUUUAACUGGAAUGGCUCCUAAUGUCUGUAUUAGGAGUUGGAAGUAGUGUGCAAAAUUAACUUCCUGAUUCACCGGCCAAGUUGGUCGUAGAUGUAAAAAUCAACCUGCCAAGCAUAUUUUUACUCACCAAAAUAUUAAUUCUGACAGACUCCUGCUAAAUAUCUCCACAUAAUCCCACUAUGUCAUUAGCUUUAGCUAAACCAUUCACUCUAGUGCUCCAAGACUAUAAAUCAACCUUGAGAGACACAGUCCCACGUCCAAACAUACUGUGGUGGACCAGUAACCUAAUUCAGUAUCCACUGGAACAGGUGGUGGUCUACUCCUGGCCGCUCCAGCUUGUCCUUCAAGAGUUCUGUUUGGAUGGUAUUAAAUGCACUGGAGAAAUCAAAGGACAUGAUCCAUUUGGUGCACCCAGGCUUUUCCAGGUGGGACAGAGGUCGGUUUAGCAGGUAGUUGAAGGCAUCAUCCACCCUGAUGCCAGGCUGGUAGACAAACUACAGUAAAUCCAAUGAAGACUUCACCAAGGGGUCAAGAUAGUUGAGGAUCACCCUCUUGAGGGUCAUCAUCAAGUGUCAUGUUAACUCUGCAGACCUGUAACCUAAAGCUGUUGAAGUCUUUAGGUUGUGGGGUCUCAGGCACCAGUACCAAACAGGAGGUCUUCCACAGCUGUUUUACUCUCCCCUUUCUCAGACAAAUAUUAAAGAUGUGUCCCUGUAUGGCACACAGCUGAACUGUGCUGUACUUUAGGAAUCUUCCAGGUGUGUUGACUUUUCCUUGCCGGUCUCCCACAACUCUUUCUCCUCAUUUCUAUUCAAGCUGCUGCCACUGUGGCUGGAUUAUUGGCUUUGGCCAGUGCUAUCAGCUCAUCCCUGGUAUAAACUGCAUGUUGCCACCUGUCUUCUCCAAAAACAAAUUCCGAAUGUAAAAACAAUGAGCAACAAAAUUACCAGAAAACAUUUUGUUCAGUCUUAUCAAACACAUAUUGCAAAAAGACUGGGACAUACACACACACACUAUACUCCACAAAGAGAGAACCCCAAUGGGUCUGAUGCAUGUGGCAAAAGAUGUUCCAUCAAGUCCCACUUGAAAAAACAAACAAACAUGAGAAUCCACACUUCAGACCAACUGCUUAAUUAAAGAGGUUGUGAUGUAAGAUUUAAUAAAUAUUCAUUAUCAAACUAACAUGAUAAUGAACGCAAAAGAGCUCUUUAGUUGUUGCUUGGGAUAAAGGUUUUUCUCUUGAUUCAGCUUAUCCCUUGUGGGGUCACGAGGGGUGCUGGUACCUAUCUCCAGCUGUCAACUGGCGAGAGGUAGGGUACACCCUGGACAGGUCGUCAGUCUAUCGCAGGGCAAGCUUUAGACAUAAAAGCAUAAAAUAUGAUUCAGACAUAAAAUAUCUGCAAUCCUGGGCCUUUUAAGUGAAAAGUGAUUCUUGAGUUUUUUAGCUUUUCCCCACAUUGUGGUUUGGAAAAAUUCCUUUCAUUUCUCCCCAUCGAGCUGCAUCUGAUCACGUCCAUAAUCACUCAGUGAACAGCAGUCUUUUCACGACACAUUGUGGCCCUUUUAUGCUGUGUUGAGCCCUGCUAUCAAGAAGGGAAAAGGGGAGUAAACACGAGCCAGAAAAAAACAGAAAUGGCAACACUAGCUAAAUGGUCAGAGUAGGGUGGCGUUGACUAAAGUGGAGCAAGAGGGGAGAGGGUUUUUAGUGAUUCUGGUGGAGCACAUAUGAGCUCACUUUUUUUAUAUAUAAUCUUUUUUCAAAACAUGUUUUUCCUCUUUCGCUUUUUACCCAGUUGGAGAUUUUGGCUUUUGAGGUUUUUAUUGCUUGGUUUUAUGUAUCUGCUAUUUCAUUAUUAUUGUGCUUUUGCUCUGUGUUUUGUUCUUUUAUGUUCUGAAUUAUUUGGUUUUUGAGACCUGAAGAACACUUUGCCCAACCGAGUUGUAUCUUAAAGUGCUUUAUUAAUAAAGAUGUCGAAUUGAGUCAGACUUCAUUUUGAUUUGUCUUGGAUAAAGAUUAGAAAAUCUAAAUCAAUGGAAAUAUGUCAUGCAGUUUAAUUCAGAAAUCCUGAAAAUUGAACCUAGUUAUAAUUUAUUGCUAAUUAUAGACACUUCAAGCAUUCUUAUUAGAAAUAUAUAUCCCCUACUGUAGUUUUAUUUUUGGCAUAUUUGAACCUGUAACCAUUAUAGUAAAACAAGGUAAGGUGUAAAUCACAGGAAUGAAGAAAAAUCAUUUAAAUAGUUUAACCUGUUCUAUUAACUUUUACUUGCUGCACUGCGAGACAAUGAUAUUUUAUGUAUAGUCUUUACCUUAACAUUAGAUGAGCAUGUUUUUAAAUAAAUAGGAAUGUCCCUCUUUUUGGCCCUUUUUUACAUCAGCAUUGGAGAGGUCAAGAACCGGAGAAAAUGUUACAUUUGCAGGAAUAUGUGACAACUACGUUAGACCACAGUUUAGUGCAGCUUAGACUGUCCAACCCUUUACUUACCCCAGCCAAGCAACUGAUCUCCUGAAAACUCAAAAUGUUUAUUACACAAGCAUCAGCAGUCAUGGAUUAGUUCUUUGAGCAACAUGGAACCAACAUAAAGACAAAAACACACCAACCAUGGUCAAAAUGUAAUAAUUAAACAAGUCAGACAGAGUGGCUGUCUGACUCCACAGACAGCCACAGGCUAGCACAAGUUGGCUAAAAGUCCUCGCUACUUUUUCUGCUUUAUCUUUUACUCACGUUGCUUCCCCACUGAAGAGCUCCGGGGCCCCCAGGGGAGGCACUCCUCACACUAUGAAAGCCCUUCUCUCUACGCAUUAAUGCUCUUGAAAAUGCCGCCUCCGCUUUAUUUACGUUGCUCUGCAGCCAGUCAGUGAGCCAGCAUUGACGACCACCUGCAGGGGACUUAAGCGGCGCGACAUGGUGAGUGAUGCAUUAAUCACACAACGCUUUUAAUGGUCAAUUUUCUCGAUUAGUUGUUGAAGCUCUUUUUUCUUUUCUUUUUUCGUUACAGUUUUCAUCAACAAAUGUAUAUCUUUUCUUUUCCUUACAUAUUUCUGCCUCCUGUUUUUCAGCCUUCUGCUUUUCCACUUCCUGAUUUUUAGCCUCCUUUUUUUAUCCACCUCAUCUUUUUAUGCCUGGUGUUUAACCGUAUGUCAUUAAACAGGAAAGAGCAGGAUCCAUGUGCAGAUCAA